AUGGAUUUAUCCAAAGCUAUAGAUGAAGAGAUUAGACAGUAUCAAUUGAUAUCUAAAUCACGGUCAUUGAAAAAUUUGAAUUUCAAGAAUACUUCGAAAAUUUCCAAAUCGGUUGAUGAGAAACAAUUCAAAGAUUUGUUACAGAAGAAACAUCAAGUAUUACAGAAAUUAUAUAAAUUAUUGAAUAAUUCUAUAACUGAUGGCAUAAGUGAUAAUUUAAAUGUUGAUUCUCUGGUAAUUACCAAUCGUUAUUUAGCAGAAAAGUAUAUCAUGGAACAUAUUUAUAAUGAUAAUGAGAAACAAAAGAAGAUAAGAGAUCUCAUAGAAAAACACCAAACUUACCAAACUUCCAUGAAAUUAAAGCAUCAACAGUCUCCUACACCAACUCUUGAUAUGGAGAUCUGGAGAAAUUUAGAAAAAUUCGAAAACGAGACCAUUUCAUACUUCAAAGAGAUUCGACUACCAUUUUUCAGUAUUGAUAGUAAUUAUCAAUACCCAACAUUGAAACAAGACAAGCAAUGGUUAAUUCAGAAAUUAAAUGAACUAUUUAUUAACCCAUAG
Messenger RNA from Yamadazyma jaroonii, 561 nucleotides. Lineage: Eukaryota; Fungi; Ascomycota; Pichiomycetes; Serinales; Debaryomycetaceae. The record is from the annotation of a GenBank genome assembly.